AUGGCGGACGCUUCUGCCGGAGGUCUUUAUCAAUGUCUCACUGAUAUUGCUCGUGCGGAUACUAGCGGUGACUACCAAAAGGCUUUGCAAGCUGCGAAUAAGUUGAUUCGCAAGUACCCAAAGGAGACAUUUGCCUUCAAGUGCAAGCUUGUCGCUCAAAUCCAGCUCUCACAAUGGGCCGAUGCUCUCGAGCUUAUUCGCAAGACCCCGGCGCAUCAAAUGGGACACGUUGGUUUCGAAAAAGCCUACAUCCACUAUCGCCAGGGAGAACUCGAUGAAGCUGUGAAGGAGCUCAACACCUGUGAAAAGGACGAUAUUCGCGCUCAAGAACUCAAGGCUCAGAUAUACUACAAGCAGGAGAAUUUCAAGGAUGCCUAUGAUAUCUAUCUCUACUUGCUUAAAAAUCAUUCCGACGAUUCCGAUGAAUUGAGAAGAGCCAAUUAUCUGGCUGUUCAGGCACGUCUGGAGGCUCAGGGAACUAAGCAACAGGUCGAAGACGCCGAGGACUCGUACUCCCAGCUUUAUAACAAGGCUUGUGUCGAGAUUGAAGCCGAGAAGUUGCCACAGGCUCUGGCUAGUCUAGAGAAGGCUCUAGUCUCUUGCCGCAAAUCUCUCGAGGACGAGGACCGUGAAGAGGAGGAAAUUGAGGAGGAGCUGGAUUCAAUCCGUGUCCAGAAGGCCUACGUCCUCCAACGAAUGGGCAAGAAAUCGGAAGCUCUGGAGAUCUAUCAGAAGGUUCAAUCAGCUAAUCAUUCGGAUGAAAGUGUGAAGGCAACCAUCACCAACAACAUUCCAGCGGCUUCUAGCGAUUUCGCUCUCGCCGACUCGAGAAAACGAUUCAAGGCUGCUCUUCAAAUAGACCAAAGCAAGUUGACCCGCCGUCAACGUAGAACUUUGAUGCUCAACAACGCGCUUGUUCUUUUGAUGUCAAAUCAAAGAGAGCCAUGUAAAAGAGCCCUCGAGGAGUUGGUUUCGAAAUUCGGAAGUUCUAAGGAUGUCGCUCUGAUUGAGGCUACACUUCAUGUCAAAUUGGGAGAUACUGAGAGUGCUUUGAAGGUAUCAUAUUGCUUUUUGGGCUUUAACGAACUAAAACUAAUCCAGGUACUCGAAGGAAACGACCUGGAAACUUCUGUCGCUCGCCUUCAUGUCCUUCUCAAUGCCAAUCGUCUCCCUGAAGCCAUCAAGGCUAUCCGUGCUCUUUCGAAUGCCUCAAGCCUCGGACCAUCUUCUCUUCUGACCUCCACUCUGAUCGCUUCGGAUUCCAAGGAUGAAGCCAUCAAGGCUCUCACCUCAGCAUCCACUGCUAAAAAUCAGUCUUCUGAGAAUCUCAAAGCCAUUCUGGAGGCUCUUGUGGAAGUUGAACAAGGACGUGGCGAUGAGAGAGCUGCCACGAAAAAUUUGGAAAAACUCGUUGAGAAGUUCCCAGAUGACUUGCAACUGCAGUGCAGACUGGUUGGUGCAUACUCGAGAAGCGAUCCGAAAAAGGCGGAGGCAUUGAGCUCGAAACUGUUCCCAGAAUCGAUGGAAGUCGAUGUGAAUGUGGAUGAGUUGGAGGAAUCGGAUUGGAUACUGUACGGAGAGAAGUAUCGUCAGAAGAAGGAGGCAAAGUCGCCGGCUGCGCCAGACGCCGAGAUUAUCACUAGAAAGUUGAAGAAUACGAAUCGAAAGAGGAAGAUUCGCCUUCCAAAGAACUACAAUCCAGAUGUGGCUCCAGAUCCGGAACGUUGGCUUCCACGGCAAGAGAGAUCCACGUACAAGAAGAAGAGGAAGAAUCGGGAGAGAGAAAUCGGGCGAGGAACUCAGGGUUCGUCGUCGGCGAAUCCGAAUGUUGAGUUCGUCUCGGCGUCUCCAAAUUCGCCGCGCCCACUUCCAGGACCAGUCGCCGAAGGACCACGUCAACAACGCCCGAACUUCCAGAAGCAAAAGAAGAAGAAGGCGUCGAAAUUCUAA
Molecule: messenger RNA, 1950 nt
Organism: Caenorhabditis briggsae
Lineage: Eukaryota; Metazoa; Nematoda; Chromadorea; Rhabditida; Rhabditidae
Exons: 4
Coding region: 1-1950 (649 amino acids)
Biological process (GO): SRP-dependent cotranslational protein targeting to membrane
Cellular component (GO): signal recognition particle, endoplasmic reticulum targeting
Molecular function (GO): 7S RNA binding; protein binding; ribosome binding
Source: RefSeq, a predicted model, not a curated record